AGGAGAUGACGUUGGGCUAAACUCUCGUUAGCACCUGUUUGCCGAUAUACGUCUACUUAUUUAUUUAUUUUUGCUCACGGAAUAUUUCUCCAGUGUUUUUCACAAAUUUUUAAACUGCCGUAUUGAUCUUAAGAUAUGAGGCGACUUAGUAUUGGAAUAUAUGUGCUGACUCAAUCUGUCCAAAUAAUCGCUGCGCACCAAAGCUCACUGCCUUCAGUAAAACAGAAAAACACGGUGCUGCGCUGUCAGGCCAUUCACAAGAGGCAGACUCUUUCAUCCUCAUUCUGCCGUAAUCUCUCCGCUUUUUUCCAGCACAGAACCUUUGUUUACGGCGUAUGUGCCAUUCAUACAUUUGCGAUGAGGCUCGGGUAAUGAUUUCAUCUUAAAUUUUACGUGCACUAGAGUCUAGGGUAUGAAUGGCGUGGUGAACGUCAACGCAGAAGACGUAGGCGAGAAGGAACUACAUUUCCCAAGAUCCAUUGCGUUCUCUUCAGGCUUUGGAAGACCACGGACUACGCAUGCGCAGCCCUACGUGGCAGCGGCAUCAUGGCUUCUUGGCAUCGCUACGGUAGACAUAGAAGAGAUAUCGAAAUGUACAUAUUCUUAUCGCUGGUCAUGCUCGUGUCCAUGGUACAGGCGGUGAAAGUGUCCCCGCUCGUAGAGCAGGUCAGGGACCACAAGGACUUCAAAAAGCUUCUCAGGACCAGAACCAAUGUCCUCGUCCUCUACACCAAGUCGGCUACAUCUGGAGAUGCCCAGCUGAAGCUCCUGUCAGAUGCAGCCCAGGCUGUGAAGGGCCAGGGGACCAUCGCCUGGGUGAACUGUGGGGACUCCGAGGGCCGCAAACUGUGCAAGAAAGUCAAGGUGGAUCCCAGUUCAAAGACCGCCGCGUUCGAGAUCCUCCAUUAUAAGGACGGCGCAUUUCAUACAGAGUACAACAGACCAGCCACACUUAAGUCUAUGGUGGCGUUCCUGAAAGACCCCACAGGUGCCCCGCUGUGGGAGGAGAACCCCGAGGCUAAAGACGUCACUCACAUUGAGACAGAGAAAGACUUCAGGAAACUGCUGAAGAAAGAGGAGAAGCCUGUCCUCGUGAUGUUCUACGCGCCCUGGUGUGGAGUGUGUAAGAGGAUGCAGCCAAUCUUCCAACAGGCAGCCACAGACACAAAGGGCAAAUAUGUGCUGGCGGGGAUGAAUGUGCACCCUUCCGAGUUCGACGGCCUUAAGCAGGAGUUCGGCAUCAAGGGCUACCCUACCUUCUGCUACUUCGAGAAAGGGAAGUUCCUGCAUCACUACGAGAACUACGGCGCCACGGCCAAGGACAUCGCCGACUGGCUUAAGAACCCCCAGCCACCACAGCCAAACACCCCAGAGGUCCCGUGGUCUGAGUCUGACUCACCUGUCUUCCACCUGACCGAUGAGUCCUUCGACGCCUUCUUGGAGGAGCGGCAGUCGGUCCUGGUCAUGUUCUACGCUCCCUGGUGCGGCCACUGCAAGCGGUUGAAGCCCGAGUACGAUGCGGCCGCGGAGGUCGCCAACGUUGAGCCGAAUAGUCCAGGUGUGUUGGCAGCAGUGGACGCCACUGUCCACAAGUCAGUGGCCGAGCGAUUCCAGGUCACCAGCUUCCCCACGGUGAAGUACUUUGAGAGAGGCGAAGAGAAGUACACACUGCAGCAGCUCCGGACCAAAGACAAGAUCCUGGAGUGGCUGAAGAACCCGCAAGCCCCACCUCCUCCGGAGCAGUCGUGGGAGGAGAAGCCGUCCAGCGUGAGCCAUCUCGGGGCCGAGGACUUCAGGGACACUCUGAAGAAGAAGAAGCACGCCUUGGUCAUGUUCUACGCCCCGUGGUGCCCGCACUGCAAGAACGCCGUCCCCCACUUCACUGCGGCCGCCGAGCUUUUCAAAGAGGACCGUAAGAUUGCGUACGCCGCUGUGGACUGCACCAAAGGACAGAACCACGAGCUGUGCAAGCAGGAGGGUGUGGAAGGCUACCCAACCUUCAGCUACUACAAUUAUGGCAAAUUCGGCGAGAAAUAUACCGGCGACAGAGGGGAGGCUGGCUUCACCGGGUUUAUGAGGACCCUAAGAGGACGGGACCAAGACAAGGCGGGAAAGCGAAAGGAGGAGCUCUAAUUGUGGGCGUGGCCUCUAAACAUGGGAGGAGCCUGUCGUUGCACUGUGACCUGGACAGGGACCUCCUAGCACUGAUGGCACACUCGAACACCUCAGAUUAAAGGAGGCUCUUUGUUUAAAUUUUUUUUUUUAAAUCCCGCCGUGCCCUUACAUUUGUAAUACCAAUGUACAACCAUGAGACCACUUCAGAUUUUGCUUUGUUUUCUUCAUAGACGCUCCGUGAGAAGGACGAUUGCUCCCAGAUACUGUGAAUGCAGUUAAUGAAACUACGUUUUAAAUCUAUGCAAUACUGAACCCUCAUCCCUGGAUCGUCACGAUGAGUGGUUUCUGUGUGGAGGGGGGGACUCUUCAGCUCCUGCUGUAUAAACCAAUCUUCUCUCCUACCCUUGCUAUCCGAUCUCCACGUUUGCCAAAACCACGUCUCAUGAAGAGGAGCCGUCCAUGUACAAUCACAUCUUCAGAUAUUUUUUUACAAAAAAUAAAAAUAUAAAUUUAUCUUGGUCUUCAGAAAGACAACAGAAGAUAAGGGGCAUGUAGCUGAAAUAUGUGGCCUUAUAUGAGUGAAUAAAUGGAAUUGCAGUGGUGCUGCGCACCUGAGACUAUCAGCGAAUUGCUGGAACCAAAAUACAGCAGCUUCUGAGUUGUGUUUUGAGGUUGUCGGAUUCUGUAUACCUGGUCUUGAUGUGUUUUGUUGUCAGCUGUGAACGAAUAAAAUACUAAACAAAAUGGAAAAUGCCAAAAAGUAGAGUUUAGCGGUUAACACCACUUUGGGUUCCAAAAACUACUCCAGUUGAUGCAUUUGUUAAUGCUGACCACAUCGCAUAUUUCACCUCCUCCAUGCAUGUCUGCUAGCGAAACGCUGAGGGCUCUACAGCAAAAAUUAAAACAAAAAGCAAAAGUUAAACCCAACAGUGCUGACCCAACAGGAAUCUUAGUCCAGCUGAACUCUCACGUGUACCGCACACUAAGUAGAAAUUGACAUUUCAUGAUCGAGAUUGAAGGACUCAAGCUAAAGAAUCCCGAAUGCUUGUUGUAUUGUUUUGUUUAUUGUCCCUUCUCAGUCGAGAACAACAAUUUAUAGAACAAUCCAGUUUCAUAGGAAUUGGGACUAUUCGAGGCAUUAUUAACAAUAAGAACCAUAAUCAUCUUUUUCGUUCUCCCAUUCUCGUUAGAUUAAGUGUGCUAAUAUUUUCCUUUUCACCUGUAAUGAAGUUCCAGCUCACGCAGACGGUCUAGAGCAGGACCCCUGUGGUCUUCGAAACCUUACAAAGCUCUAAACGCCACCAUCAACCUUCACAUCUUCUCGCCUUUGCCAUUACCAUGUAUUAUUCAUUCUGUACUGUACCUUUUAAUCGGAGAGUCUGCUGUUAACGAGGAGAGAGAGGAGAAAAUGUCUAGUCAUCAGAGCAGCCGGCGUAAUGUGGUCCUGGAGGUUCCAGAGGCAGUCGAUCAGACCCGACCCGAGCGCUCCUACCGAUACUGGAACCGUCACCAUUAUCUUCACUACUGUAGUAAAAACUCCCAGCUCAAGGCGCUAAUACAUAUUUAAUAGGCUUAUGUGUAGCUGAACUCGUUUGAUUAUUCAACACUUUGAUUCUGUUCAUUAUGAAUAAAGUACUCAGGGCUAGCGGAGCACGUGUUUGGUAUUGGCAUAUCAGCUUUGUAUCCGGCAUCACAGAAUUCGGAACUGUUUACAUUUGUCUUUGGGAGCAGGCACAAAGAAGCAGUAAUAGGAAUUCAGCAAGGAAAGCUGAAGGCGUCUGCACAUGGUGAUUUCAGGAUCGGAACGGUGUGAUCACACGUGCAAAUUUCUUUUGGGUCAGUUAUCAGUCAGCCAGUCGUUUCAGCUGUCAUUAGGAACGGAUAAAGACCUCAUCUGAAUUUCUCUUAGUCUCAUCAUGCUCUACGUGACGCCACUGAAAAUGUGUUAUACCUGAAUAUCAAGGAAAUGUUAGAAUGUUCUAAUCUCUACAAAAUAUGUGUCCAGUGUAAUGUAAUAAUUUCGUGGUCCAGGGGUCUUUGUACCAAAGUAGUGUUCUGCUCUGAGAGAAAUCCUGCUUUGUCUUAAUCCCAAAGGUUUCUAUAUUAUGGGGAACUAUCACAUUGAUGCCAAGAAGUCACUUUCGCCUUUAUUGAUUUAUAUAUCCAGAUGUGUGUACAGUCUUUUCCCCCGUGAAUGUGCAUACUGCAAAAUAAAAAAGGCAUACAUUUCCCAGAA
Messenger RNA from Electrophorus electricus (electric eel), 4351 nucleotides. RefSeq names its product protein disulfide isomerase family A, member 5 (gene pdia5). The record is from RefSeq and is a predicted model, not a curated record. Gene Ontology annotation, cellular component: endoplasmic reticulum. Gene Ontology annotation, biological process: protein folding. Gene Ontology annotation, molecular function: protein disulfide isomerase activity. Lineage: Eukaryota; Metazoa; Chordata; Actinopteri; Gymnotiformes; Gymnotidae.